GGCAUGCACUUGACGUAACUUGAGGCCAAGUUUUGUUUUCAAUUUGAAAUUAGUUUUAGCCGAAAAGCGUUUCGGAACCGGUUUGUAAAGUCUUUCACAUAAACUGCAGCAACCUCAGCUAGGCCUCAACAUACAGUUAUUUCUCAUACACUGCCAAGCGCUGAGCAAAAGAAAGUUUUGACGCAAUAACAUGGCCGUUACUUGUAGUUUGUAAUGAAGAAGCGUCGUCGUGCGGCCGCUCAGCUAAACAGUUACCGCUGCACUCUGACAGCGAGCAGUCGAAUAUAUUGACGAACUUAACUAAACUGAAUUUUCGACAUAUUUGUUAGCCAAUAGCGUCAGCCCUGCUAGGCAGACAAGACAACGGCUUCCACAGCAACAACAAGAAAAGUGAAAUCGCUGAUAAGACGAUAAUCUGUUACCCAUCCCUGAAUGAAUGAAUUAGUCCGUGUAUCAAAUCUUAUUGAAGCCUAAACCAAAUUGGCGCCCUCGCAAGUGUAGAGAAACUUGUAGUAACCACAAAUCGGAACAGGCACCUCGGGUGAAACAAACGAUUAAAGCGUGCUUCGACGAGCAUGACACCUUAAAUGCCAUUGAAGACGCAAACGCUGAAGAAGACGCAGUCGCAGCCGCAGCCGCAACCGCAGCAAUAAAAGAGAAAUCGCACACACUCACAAGCACAGCCAUUGACAACGCAUCAGUUGAGCCAGCUUGAAUCGACAGCGAGCAACAUGACGCCGGCGGUAACAGGCAGCACAACAUGUACUACAGGCCCAGCGGUCAGUCAGCGGCGCAAGCACAGCGGACGUGAACAACUGCAGCAAAUAAUUGCCGGUGGCUUAUCAGCAGCUAUUACGCGCUCCACCUGCCAGCCAUUGGAUGUUCUCAAAAUACGUUUUCAGCUACAAGUGGAGCCAUUCAAGGCGGCUGCUCCAUCGGUGCAGUCAUCGUCCAAGACUGACCUCCCAUUGCAUUCCUCCAAAUACACAUCCAUCCUUCAAGCUGUGCGCACCAUUUACCGGGAGGAGGGCCUGUUGGCCUUCUGGAAGGGUCACAAUCCCGCCCAGGUGCUAAGCAUUAUGUAUGGCAUCUGCCAGUUCUGGACUUACGAGCAGCUAAGCCUUCUGGCGAAACAAACCAAUUACCUUAAGGAUCAUCAGCAUCUUUCAAACUUCAUGUGCGGCGCUUCUGCUGGAGCGGCAGCAGUUAUCAUUUCCACACCGUUAGAUGUCAUACGGACACGUCUUAUCGCCCAGGACACUAGCAAAGGAUAUCGUAAUGCAACACGGGCCGUCACUGCCAUCGUACGUCAGGAGGGGAUCCGUGGCAUGUAUCGGGGCUUAUCUUCGGCCCUCUUGCAAAUCGCCCCUUUGAUGGGCACCAACUUUAUGGCCUAUCGUUUGUUCAGCGAAUCGGCGUGCAAAUUUUUCGAAGUGGACGAUCGUACCAAGCUGCCUACUUGGACUCUCUUGAUGCUGGGCGCUUCUUCGGGCAUGCUAUCGAAAACAAUUGUGUAUCCCUUUGACUUGGUCAAAAAACGACUGCAAAUCCAGGGAUUUGAGCAAAAUCGCCAGACUUUUGGACAAACACUAAAAUGUAAUGGGGUUUGGGAUUGUCUUCAGCUGACGGUGAGACAGGAGGGUGUGCGGGGUCUCUACAAGGGCGUUGCUCCCACGCUCCUCAAAUCCAGCAUGACAACGGCAUUGUACUUUAGUAUUUACGACAAGCUAAAACAGGUGCACUUCUGGUAGGUGCGAAUUAACAAUCUUUUUCAAUAUAGAAAUUAAGUAGUGAAAAAGUUCACAGCACAGAAUCUAUUUUUUAUAUGCUAUUUACAAAUAAUGCUGUAAAUGAUAUUAAGCAUAGUGUCUCUGUUAAUUAGUUAUUAGCACGGGUUUAUUUUAUGUUGAUAGGUUUAUCUAUAAGGUAAUACUAUGCGCAAACUCAUAAACUUUAUGCACAAAUGCAUAAAUUAUAUGGAAA
Molecule: messenger RNA, 1983 nt
Organism: Drosophila mojavensis
Lineage: Eukaryota; Metazoa; Arthropoda; Insecta; Diptera; Drosophilidae
Gene: Tpc1
Product: mitochondrial thiamine pyrophosphate carrier
Exons: 4
Coding region: 732-1751 (339 amino acids)
Biological process (GO): thiamine pyrophosphate transmembrane transport
Cellular component (GO): mitochondrial inner membrane
Molecular function (GO): thiamine transmembrane transporter activity
Source: RefSeq, a predicted model, not a curated record